Neoarius graeffei (lesser salmon catfish) is the source of this 2184-nucleotide messenger RNA. RefSeq names its product immediate early response 5-like (gene ier5l). The transcript has a single exon. Bases 130 to 1056 code for a protein of 308 amino acids. The record is from RefSeq and is a predicted model, not a curated record. Lineage: Eukaryota; Metazoa; Chordata; Actinopteri; Siluriformes; Ariidae.
GCUCGUCAAGAGGACGCGGACCGGGCCGGUUUUAUUCAAUGUUUCACCACCGAGCAAGCCUGCGCCCUCGAACCAAAUACCGCGAGUGAAAGCCUUCGCCGAAGUGUCCGAGAGGGCUCUAAAAGUACAAUGAUCAACACGGGGGAGUGCGCGGUGGACGCGCAGAGCCUGAUCUCGAUCUCGUUGCGGAAGAUCCACAACUCGCGGACGCAGCGCGGAGGCAUCAAGCUGCACAAGAACCUCCUGGUGUCGUACGUGCUGAGGAACGCGCGCCAGGUCUACAUGAACGAAAAGUACGCGGAGAUCUACAGGAUGCAGCAGUAUGAGGAGGUCAUGACUGUGUGCAAUGAGAUCCAGGAGUUGAACCCGCUCGACGUGGCUGAGGACGCCGAGGAGGAGCCGAGCUGCUGCGGCGUGGCGAGCCCUGCACCCAGCCUCUGCGCUGCGCUCUCACCGCUCGGCACGCGCUCUGCACAGGCACCGCCAGGCGCCGGGUCUCUUGCGCUCCAGCCCGAGGACCAGGACGAAGACGAAGAGGACGAUGAUUCGUCUUGUAAGCAGUCGGACGCUGUGUUUUACCGCAGUUGCUGCGUGGAAGCGUGCGCCGUGGCGCCGGGCUGCGACUUCUCACCGUCGGGCGGCGUGCACUGCAGCAAGACCACCGUGCUGGACCUGGACACGCACGUCGUGACUACGGUGGAGAACGGCUGCCUGCAUCAGGACUGCUGUGCGCCGCUGGCACCGUGCUGUCCGAGUGCGCACGGGCCGGUCAGGAAGCGCAAAAUGGACUUCGGCUACUAUGCGCCCGAGCUGGAGGAGACGCCGGAGUUUGCGCCGUGCAAGCGCCAGAAGUUGGAGGAGUGCGCGUACACGGGCGGCGCAGAGCCUCUGGAGGCGUGUAACAUCUCCAACCUCAUCUCCAUCUUCGGCUCGGGGUUCUCGGGGCUUGUGAGCCGGCAGGCGGACUUGGAGCAGGCGCUUAACGGCGGACAGUUCUGCAGCAAGCAGGCGCUGGCGAGUUUAGGGGCAUGGACCAGAGCCAUCGUAGCUUUUUGACCCUGUGGUAAAGAAAUCCUUUAUGAUGGGGGGGAAAAAACUAACUGUACAAAGGCUGAGACUUUAUUUUUGCAACAGAACGUUAUUUAAAACACUCGACUUUAGGUUUUGUUCGUUUGUAGGGAGGCGCGGAGUGGAAGCCUGCGUGUGUGUGCGUGCGUGUGUGCGUGUGUUCUACACCGACAACGUUGACAUCGUGAACAUUUUGUUGCUGAAAUGAUCUCAACGAAUUUCCUUGCCUUAAAACCCAACGCGGAACUGCUAGCUAGCUCUCACCAUGAACAUGGCAGGUUCUGAAUGUUUGUUUGUUUGUUUUGUUUGUUUGCUUCUUGAGUUGUUUCAUAAGCAACUUCACAAAGAUGUCUUGUAAAAUAACAGGAUUACCCGUGUAAUGUUUUGAAAUGACACAAACGCAUCACCUUAAGCAAGACUGCACGUUUGCGUGCUUUUUAUCCGUUUCUUUUUACAUCUUGUGUUUAUGAAAUGGCUCCAGGCAGAAAGACAAGCUGAACUGCUUACAUCAUGUGAGCUGAGAUCCAGGGACUGGCAUACUUCUGACUACACCUUUUAAUAUCACGUAAGGCAAUCAUGUAGGCUAAAGAAGGUGCAAUAUUUGAAACUCUUCUCUCUGGUUUGUUGUCUCGAAAUGGCAAUACCUGGUGCAUUAUUGUUUACUGCACUGACUUGCGGUACCAGUGUGUUUGUAGUCCAUGUAUGCCAGUCACUUUAUCUCAGUCAAACUUGGGGCCCUUUAAUUAACACCACAACUCCCAGAAUGCACGGCGUGAUGGACCCAGCCAGGCCAGGAAUCCUUUUUUGUGAACAAUUUGGCUUCACACAAUUUCCCUCCUUGUCCUCUCUCUAAAAAAAAAAAAUUCACAGUAAUUCAUGAUGCCAGCAUUUGCUUGGUUUUGUGGGUUUGAUUUUAUUUUCUACAAUGUUAGACCUUUUGUUCUAAAAAGGCAAUCUCAUAAGUUAGCCAUAAGUCCUCACAUUAUAUAAGCACUAUGUGUACUGAAUUAAAGACGUUUUCAGACGUACUCUCCAUAUUUUGUUGGUAUUCUUGUAUUUUUGUGCAUAUUAAAUUGUAUAUCACCGGGUAAAACUGUUUUAGAAAGUAUUUGUUUA